CCACUGUCAGCUGAUAUGAAUCGUUUAGUUCUAAAUUAAAUUAAUUUACUUAUGUUUUAAAAUAGACUAAUAUUGUAUGAAACUUACUGUACUAUUUAGUUAAAUUGUGACAAUUUUCGUUUUUAGUAAGACUGAAUAUGAAUUUUUCGGAUAAUGAAGCUGACGACACGUCGAGCGUUGAAAGCACCUCAAAUACAGACAAUACAUCGCGUAGUGAAACUCCAACCAAUUCCCGCGUGAAGAAGCGAAGACGAGGCAAGAAGAAAAGCACAAAACAAGUCAAACCUCCUUAUAAAUUUAAUUGUAGUGCCAAAGAAGAUCAUGGACAACCAUUAUUUGGUUGCCAGUUCAACCACCACUUGGGUGAGGCUGAGCCAUUAAUAUUUGCCGUUGUUGGCAGCAACAGGGUCUCUAUAUAUGAGUGUCCAGAAUCUGGAGGCUUCAAAUUCUUGCAGUGCUAUGCGGAUCCUGAUGUUGACGAAAUAUUUUACACUUGCGCCUGGUCUUAUGAAGAGGAAUCGAAUUUGCCACUAUUAGCUGUUGCUGGAUCUCGAGGAAUUGUUCGGAUAUUCCAACCCGCCACACAGACCUGCAUAAAACAUUACAUAGGUCAUGGUCACGCCAUCAAUGAGGUCAAAUUUCAUCCCCGAGACCCAAACCUACUACUCUCGGCUAGCAAGGACCACGCACUGCGUUUAUGGAACAUCAUGACUGAUGUAUGUAUAGCAAUCUUUGGAGGUGUCGAAGGACACAGAGAUGAGGUGUUGAGCGCUGACUUCGAUCUCAAAGGAGAGAGGAUCAUGUCGUGCGGCAUGGACCAUUCUCUCAAGUUAUGGAGACUGGAUAAACCAUCUAUGAAUGAAGCCAUCAAACAGAGUUAUAAUUACAAUCCACAUAGAGCGCUGAGGCCGUUUAACUCAUUAAAAGAACAUUUCCCGGAUUUUUCGACGAGAGAUAUUCACAGAAACUACGUAGAUUGUGUCAGAUGGAUGGGUGAUCUUAUUUUGUCAAAGUCUUGUGAAAACGCCAUCAUCUGCUGGAAGCCCGGCCGCCUGGAGGACACGGAGCUGCGGCCCGGUGACAACACCGUCACCAUCGUACACAGAUUCGAUUACAAAGAGUGCGAAAUUUGGUUCAUUCGAUUCGCAGUUGAUUACAGCCAGAGAGUGAUCGCGUUGGGCAACCAGUGCGGUAAAACGAUGGUGUGGGAGCUGGGCAGCGUGGCGGGAGGCUCGCGCGUCUCACAACUCGUGCACCCUCGCUGCGUGGCGGCCGUCAGACAGGUGACGCUUUCACGGAACGGCAAAGUUUUGCUCGCUUGCUGCGAUGAUGGCACAAUCUGGCGGUGGGACAGGGUCAACAAUGUAAACAUUUAGACGACUAGCAUUCCUCGAACUGACUCUUAUUAACCUUUAGUUAUUUUUAUGUAAGCCUUGCCAUAUUAUACACAAAUCCACUAGCUACCAUUACACGAUACGUUCUUUCGCGCGUGAUCUAGAUGCGCCAUUGAACGGAUGACAGUGCUCGUAUAAAGGAAGUAAAGAAAAAUAUUAAUACAUAAAAUUUGACGUUCAUAAGCGACUAAAAUGUUCUAGAUAAAUAAAUUAUUUUAGAUCUGAUUUUACUUUUUGUGUACUCAUUUUCGAGCGCGAUUAUACGUGUCUUUCUCAUUCAGAGAGGAAAGCGUGUAGUAUGAAGGCCAACCGCGCGCGAUAUAGUACGGGAAACAUCUUUAAUGCACGAUGGUCUUUAUCUAACAUUAUAUACACAUUUUCUACAUGUGCAAUCGUAAGUGACUAUUAUAUACUUUUUAUGUGCUCAGUUUCACGCGCGAUUGAUUAUAUGUUUUCAUUCAGAGAUAAAAGCGUGUCAUAUAAAGGCUAACUGCGCGCGAUACAGCACGCGAAAUGUAUUUAACGCACGAUUGUCUUUUUCUAACUUUAUAUAUACACAUUUUUACAAAACAAAAAAUUUACGUGAAAGAGUGUACGUGUAAAGGCAGCUUUUGAGAA
Molecule: messenger RNA, 2012 nt
Organism: Achroia grisella
Lineage: Eukaryota; Metazoa; Arthropoda; Insecta; Lepidoptera; Pyralidae
Gene: escl
Product: polycomb protein EED-like
Exons: 7
Coding region: 138-1376 (412 amino acids)
Biological process (GO): negative regulation of transcription by RNA polymerase II
Cellular component (GO): ESC/E(Z) complex
Molecular function (GO): nucleosome binding; protein binding
Source: RefSeq, a predicted model, not a curated record